Molecule: messenger RNA, 1306 nt
Organism: Eufriesea mexicana
Lineage: Eukaryota; Metazoa; Arthropoda; Insecta; Hymenoptera; Apidae
Product: mastermind-like domain-containing protein 1
Exons: 2
Coding region: 636-833 (65 amino acids)
Source: RefSeq, a predicted model, not a curated record
GGAAAGAAAGGCGUGCUGUGGUUGUGCUCAAUGUACGGUGCGCGUCGCUUCUUUUUUCUUAUAAGAAAACAAAUCAUUUACUGUUUGUCAGACAAUUUACGCGACAUUUUAGGCAGGUAGAACGACGUAGGUACGAUUAUUGGCAAUAAUAGUUUAUUAGUAUUGCAAGAAAAAGUAAGUGAUUGUGCGCAGUUGAAUAUUGCAACCGCGCGCAAAUCUUGGAAAAGAAAGUGAUAAGAGCGUAAACACUUUUAGUCAAAUGAUCCAAUGGACAACGACGGUGUGUAGAAAAGGUGUAUAAUUUGUCAGCGAAUACAAACGAAAACUGUUAUUUUGAUAAAAAAGAAGUAUGGAAAAAGUGAACACGUAGUUUAGCGUAUGAAUUGGCUGUAGUUGAAGUGCGCGCGCGUGUAAACGAGCCAUCAGUUCCGUUCGGGUGAUCGAACGCUAACCAUCAUUUUACGUACGCCGAAUUUUUCAGCAAAGUUUGCUUGGACAAGAAGGUCUUUCGACAAACAUUACGCUUAACUACGCGCGUACGAAAAUAACGUACCUAUGAGGACCUCAGCGAGCCACAUAAGGCAACAAGCUUUGAAGGUAGUGGAGAGUUUAAAGAAGGGAGGCCUACGCCUGCGAUGAGCAUGCCAACGAAAGGGAAACAUCACCACCUGCCCCAACAUCACCAGCAUCAUUCACAACCACAUCACAAUCAGCCACAGCAUCAACCUCAACUUAUAGUGAACGUCAAUCAACCAAGUGUUCAUUCGCCUCAAUCUUAUAAUACUGUGGUUGCUUCUAAUACACCACGUUUUGUACCGAAUGCUGAAAAUUGAAGAAAAAAGAAAUCAACCGCCAUCACUUUCAAAGAGAUCUCUCGUGACUUCAACCACAGGGCGUAUUCAACUAUCACAAUAGAUGAGCUCCGUUCAUAAGGCACUUUAUUAUAUUGCCGAUCAAGUAGACGAUGACAUCAUGGUGCAGCAUUGCCGAUUGAGAGAUUCGUGGACAACGAAAGUAGUGUCGGUUAAAUAUCGAUGAGCUCUUUGCACUUGACACCAUUGUCUGUUUGUUCAAUGUAUCGAACCUAUCAGUAGCUUCGAGCUCAUCAACGCAGCAACAAAAAGAGACGCAAACAGAAACAACCAAGAAAAAAAAAAAUAUUUAUUUUUACGACACGAAUAACAGAACGUGUUUUUAUACGAUCAUACAUAUACUAUUUAGAAAUAUGAACGAGUGAACACGUAUGAUCGUAUUGCACUAACGGUAAAGAAGUUUUUCCAUAGAUUCAUACAGUAUUUUUUUCAAU